Molecule: messenger RNA, 633 nt
Organism: Lodderomyces margitis
Lineage: Eukaryota; Fungi; Ascomycota; Pichiomycetes; Serinales; Debaryomycetaceae
Exons: 1
Coding region: 1-633 (210 amino acids)
Source: RefSeq, a predicted model, not a curated record
AUGACAAAACUAUUCACUAAACUAUUCAGGCUCUCGAACCCCAGCUCCAAGACAGCGACAGACAACAAAACUCCAAACAAGGUGGUGCUGUUGAUCCCAUACACUGCCAUACCACAACACUACCAGCCACCGUUGGGGAAAGGCGAUUUGAAUGAAGCUGGACUCGAUGUAAGCUUGGACCAUUUGGAAGUGUUUGAUGUCUUGUGUCGAGAUGCAGUAUUGUUUAUAUUGAGAGUUUUCCACUUAUUGCAAACAUUACAAAAUGGAGACACAAUCAAGGACGAUAAUGAGUUUGAUGCAGAAUUUGGAGCCAAGUUUCAUGAAAAGUUUAAACAGACUUUGAGCCAGUUACCGUACGUUAAUAAUAACAACAACACAUUUAAUCAAGACCAGAUUGAUGGACUACACUUUUUAUUUAAUGAUUUGAAGUAUACAUGGAAUGUCGUCACUGUGGCCAAUAGUUUGAAACUCGUAUUGGACGAUGUGUUAAAGCACAAUGUGAAUGAAUACUUUAAAAAGAUUUGGGCAUUUGAAGUAUCGGAGUCUGAUGAUCGAUUUUUGAUUGAUGUGUUUUCUGUCAGUUUAGAUAUUUGGGAACGGAGGGUUGUGGCAUUGGUAGUUUCAAAAGAAUAG